AUGAGCAUUUCAGACCAUUCAAGGACGCAGGUAGCACCAGUCCAGUCUCAUCCAUCCUCCCCAACCCAUAAUUCGCAACGUUCACAUUCACAGUCACCUAUAUCCAUCGAAAAGUCCUCUACAAGCUCUAGUUCAUCUUACUUGGAAAUAUCGCGAUCAAUUCCUGCGCGUAAAAGUAGGAUCAGAACAUUUUUUACAGCACCCUCUGAGCAAAAGCAAAAAUUGAAGAAGGAAAAGACAAGGAAACAUUUUUUUCGCUUCAGAGGUGGAAGUGGUAGCAGUAGUAGUAGCAAUAGCAGCUCAUCUGUCGACAGUGAUCUAGCCUACGGUACAGGCUUUAUCAAGCUCCCGAGAAGCCGAAAGAAGAGGCACAAGGUACAAGAAAGAAUUCGACAGGCAGACUGUGAACGGAAUAGAGCUAGCACUAAAGACCAUUAUGAGAAAAGGUCUGGGUUAAGCGAAGAAUUUCCAAGAAAUUACAAUGACCCUCAAGGAAAUGAUUUUAUUGGGAAUAAUUUGCUGGGCAAAGACCAGAAACUUCAUCCAUCAAAAAAGACUGGCAAAUUUUCGCGAAGACAGCAGGACGCUACUAGCACGACAGCGAGUAUACUAGCUAUUGGAUCUGGGUUAGCAAGAAUAGCGGCUCAUCAAAAUAAGACAACAACAAGACCGGCCAGUGACCGGCAUGGUCGUGGAUUUCAGAGCAAUCAUGUCCCAAAAUCUCCAGAAAGCCCCCUGAUUUUUGAUAAAUUUUCUGAGAGUAGUUGGGAAUCAACCUCUAGCAGUGACUCUAGCUCGUCUGUGGACUCGAGACUUGCCUAUGAAAAUGAACCAUCACCAAGCUGGAUGUUUUUCGGCAAGAAGAAAAUCGAUAAAAACUUUAGAGACCCUUCCCCGGAGAGAAUCCUUCAUCCUAGAUCGCAAAGUAGAACCCCGAACUAUGUUGAUAAAGCUGUCGGCUCUGAUGAAAUUCCUCCAUGGACUGCUAAUAAAAAGAACUAUCAGAACUACGACUAUUUAUCGGCCAACGUGGGUACCAAUGAAUUAAGCCAAAAGCGAGACCUUAACACACAGAACAAAUUUGAUUCCAAUCACACAAGCAAUUUUAAAGCGGCUGAAGUUAAAUUACAUACUAAUAGUCCCCAUAACCUUUCUAAUCAAUCAGGAAGAAAUGCAACUUCCAGACAAGAAAAUCCUCUACUUCCCCAACCAUUCAAUCCACCCCCACUUCAAAUUAUACAACCCCAGCCAGUAACGCCUGUCUCUUCGAGCCUGUAUGGGCCGAUUUACAACGCUCACAUCGAAACUCUUCCCAGCUUGCCAGAUGAGGAAUAUUGGCCUCAGAGUUUUACAAAUGCCAUGAAUUCUAAUGUACAGUUGAGACGGUCAGAAACUUCAAAGCGAGAUCUUGACCACCAAAAAUUACACCAGCUCCCCCAGGAAGAGCAUAGAAAAAGCUUGGAAUCAGGAGACGAAAUUCAGCGUUGUGAGCUAAGAUUAGCCGAGAUAGAGCGAGAACGGAUAGAGCUUCAAAAUAAAGAGAGACAUGAAUCUCAAAGACGUGAUAGAGCGAAGCUUGCCAUUCAAAUGGAGAUUGAGCGCCGUAAGAGUAAGGAAAUACGGGACAAUGGAAGAGAUCAAGAAACCAAACCGUUUUCUAAUAGAUACGGCCCUGAGCCAGAAAGUAGCCGUCAGAUUGAUAUAAAAGGUCGAAUAUUAUCAAAUGAUAAAAGAACACCCCAAAACAAAACUGGCCUGCAUAAAAAUCCAGAAAAUGGAAUGCAACUUGAUAAAUAUUCAGAAUUCCAAAUCAACCCGAUAAACCAUAUACCUCCUGCUACAGUUAUCAAUAACCCCCUCCAAUUUCAAAUAAUGCGAAAUACUGAAGCCCCGAUAACAACCCAGAAUCUUGUUCAACGGAAAGGUCUAGAAUUUUUGCCUACUGACAACCUUUCAACUCAAAAAGACUUAAGGUAUCAACAUCCAGUACAAAGAUACCCUCAUAGCUGUGAUUACUUUCAUAAUCAUAGCAAAAAUCAGACUGGUCAACCUUUUUUCGAAGCUAACGAGAAUCAACAAGAGAAGAAGUACUCGAAUGAUGAUCUUGCUACGGUAACUAACACUAGAGAGCAAGAUAUUACUGCUAAAGCACAUCCAAAAGAUACAAAUUCAGGAAAAUUAGUGGACAGGAGGCCCGGAUUUGACUACAAAAACAUAGAAUCUCAGCUCAGUAGUAUGCCUCGACACAAUCUCGAUAUCCCAGGCUCUAAUAAGACUUCACCCGAGACUUCAUCCAUGCGUAAGAUUGUAACGAACGUUCGCCCAAAUUCAACUCCUCCGACGCUCUCUUCUGGUGUAAAUUUUAGAAAAAAGUCAGGAAAAUACGUAACUACCGCAUCUGUUGCCAAAUCCGAAAUGGAUGAUCGUCAGGUGCAUGGAAAAUAUUACGUCGCUCCUGAUACUAAUUCAACGUCUGAUGAUGUUCCCGAACGUCAAGAAAAGCUUCAGAAUAUCAACUCUCCAAAGAAUAGGUUUGUACAUUCACAUGAUGAAGAUCCUCAGAAGCUAGAUGCUGAAUCAAUUGAAACAAGCCCAAUUCUAAAUUCUGUCCAAUCAACCUUAUUACCUUCAACAGAAAUGGGGAAAGAUGUGAUGCUUGAUCGGCAGAGUCCUACUUACAUUCACAGUGAGAAAAAAAGACAGCCAAUUAUUGAAUCCAUUCAUAGUCCUAAAAAUAAAAGCGUUCCCAAGUCAAGACAGCCUAGCACAUCAAAAGGUGUCACUUGGGGACGAAAUGAGACCAAGCAUUAUGAGGUUGAAUCUCUAUCUGAAAAUCAAGACGAAUAUUUCGAUAACCCUGAUAAAGAGGCUCUCGAAUAUUCAGACAGUGAGUUUGACUACAAUACAAAUAAGGUAAGAGAAAGCCCUUUCAAUAACGCAAAUAAAAGUAUGGGAGGAAGGAAUAUUGCAACAGGAGCAGACAGUACUCACGGAGUCUUGAGAAAAAGCAAGUACAACUACUAUAUUGCCAAGAGUGACCGACCGAAUAAAAUAAGCGAUUUAGAAGAGCAUGUAUUUGAAAAUAGUCCACAGAAAGAAAAUCCAAAAGUCUUUCCAAGUAGACUUCCGGAGAAGUUAGAAUCAAUCACUAAUAUUCCUGGCGCAUUUCAGGAUGAUUUUGAUUUUACCGCGACAUUGGCUGCAGGUCUACAAGAUACUGGAUUCGACCCUAAUAUUGUCAUUGAUAAUCUUACUUUCCAUCAAAAUAAUAAAAAGCAUAGCUCCGAAAAUUUAGAGGUCUUUUAUCACGCCCCAUAUGCAGAGACUGUAUCAGACCUAGAUUUAUAUAGUGCAAGGACUCCAGAAUAUGAAAAUGUAAGCAAUGAGUAUUAUCUAAAUGAAACUAGAGCUAGGGAUCAAGGUUGGCAGGAUGUGCUAUCUUUAUCGAGAAGCGUUUCGCCAAAGGACUCGAAAAAUAAGCAAAAAUUUAAUAAGGGACGAAAAUCAAGGGGUAAAGAUAUAAAAAUCGCUAGACUAAAUCACAUUGCAUUACCAGAGGCCUCAACGGAAAGUCACGAAAACUGUAACGAGGCUUACAUAUCUAAUGCAGAAGAUUUGGACGAGGAUAGCAGAAAGAAGGAUAUUAGUUUAUCGAGUUCAAUGGAGUCUAUGAGUUCGUUAAACUCUCGGAAAGAUAUUGAUGUAAACGUGUUUAAGAAUGCUUUGUUUCAAAAGAAAGAGGGAAUACAUUACAAGACGAGACAAAAUAGUGAUCUUUCCUCUUACCUCGUUCCAAAUGUUGAUUUUUCAUAUAUUAUUCCUUCAAGUGAAAGUAAGAAUUUUGAUCCAAGAGGUGAAGGCAUAGUAAAUGCUUCCAGCUUGGAUGCUAUUUCCACAAAUAACAAUCCUGAGACUACUGAAUCCAGUAUCUACAAGAGAGGAUCUAGAAAAAGCGAUCAACCUUCCUACAGAAGAGCAAACAAGGCUCUAUCUUCUGCGAUACAAGUAAUAAACAAAGAUCCUAGAAAAAUUCCUAGUAAACGGCAUCAAACCACAAGCUUUUCAGCUUCUAAAUCUCAGGGCCGAUUCCAAAAUCACACGGAAUCUGAAGAGUCUUCUACAGAAGUUGAACGUGUUUCUGUUCCAAUUGACUCGUUUGAAUUUUUAAGUAAUAAUUAUGGUACUCAGUCUUCUUCAGAGAUGGAUGUUAGAGAACCAUCUGCCACAGCAAAGAUUUCUCAAAUCCUAGAAAGCAGAGUUGUCCCAAUCGGUAACUCUAAGCAUAAAGAGUAUAAAACUAGGGGAUUUCUGGGUGCUCUAGACACUGCUGAUAUUUAUAGUGACAAAAUCACUGGAGCUGGCGACUUAACGCAAGAUACAGACAAAAUUUCUACGUCUAUUGAAGUAUUCGUAGACUUGCAAGAUGAAUGUCUGAAACCAGUAAAAUUUAAGAAACCAAAGUUUAGACAGAAAAAAGAAAUUUACCAGGCAUUUAAUGAAGAGAUGCCCCUACCCGAAAUUUGCCAAGCAGACUCUUCCGAAAGCCUGGUGCUGGGACCUGAUUUACUGACAAAUACCGCAAAUAAGGCGUAUGAAGUAGUGAAAUUUCCAUUUAAAGAGAAAAAUUACCUUCAAGCAAACCCUUCUAGUAAAGAUUCCCACAAAAACCCUAAAGGAUCAACAAAAAAUUGUUACAAAAACACACUCAAGAUUCUUCAUUCUUCUCAAAUUUCUUUGCCUUUAAGUAACAGUCACAGUCAGGGUCAUGUAUCUAAAGUAAAAAGAUUUAAAUCAAGGGAAGAUUCAGACAACGAUAGUAACCUUGAGCUACUUGAAAGCCGAUACUUAAAAGCGGAUGAAACGCAGAACCAUAAUGCAAGGUAUAAGGAAGUUGGACAUCACCAGCUCCUCACGCAUGACCAGUUUAUCUCACUUCAAUCUGUUACACCUUCGGAAUUGGACAAAAGCCCCUCUCCGAUAAAGAAAGAAGGGAGGAAAAGUAGCAAGGCCGAAAGGGUUUUAUCCCAAACUAGAAAGAAAUACGAGCAUGGUACAGAAAAAACCAAUAAGAAACUUAAUUACUGCUCAACUUCUACUGAAAGUUUAAUUCCUUGCACAAGCUCCUCAACCCCAUUUCAAUAUGAUAGUGUUACUGAUACCUGUUCGCCUAAACCCAACAGCAAGAAAAAAUACAGAGGCAAGGAGCUACAGCAGAAAAAUCAGCCAAAAUUAGAGAACGCGCCAUUAGUAUUGUAUAGAAACUCAAUUUUAAGUAAUGCAAACAAUUUCGGAAUAGAGGUCAGUACCGUCUGUAUGGUUGAACAUAUUUGA
Molecule: messenger RNA, 5331 nt
Organism: Blumeria graminis f. sp. triticale
Lineage: Eukaryota; Fungi; Ascomycota; Leotiomycetes; Helotiales; Erysiphaceae
Source: the annotation of a GenBank genome assembly